This is a messenger RNA of Pomacea canaliculata, 3132 nucleotides long. RefSeq names its product DNA repair protein XRCC1-like. Bases 276 to 2444 code for a protein of 722 amino acids. Gene Ontology annotation, cellular component: nucleus. NCBI's taxonomy places the organism in Eukaryota, Metazoa, Mollusca, Gastropoda, Architaenioglossa, Ampullariidae. Gene Ontology annotation, molecular function: damaged DNA binding. The transcript has 16 exons. The record is from RefSeq and is a predicted model, not a curated record. Gene Ontology annotation, biological process: double-strand break repair via nonhomologous end joining; single strand break repair; base-excision repair.
UACCCUCAAAGGGUUACAAAAGAGUGUGUUUCACUUUAGAAAAAUAUCAUCACAGCAUGUAACAAGCGUAUAAGCUUACUAUAUUUUCAGAUAGUGUGUGGAAAAAUAAUAAAAACAUGUCUAAAUCAAUCAGAAUAAAAAAUCUACUGUGCCGCGAGGUUAUUUCCGCGAGAUACGAUGUUUAAGCAUGCUAUCACCAUAAAAAAGGUCAACUUCACAACUUGUUUAUUGCGAUUAAUUUGCAACCAGCAAAAUGCCGGAGAUUCGAGUGAAGGAUGUUGUUUCUUGUAGUUCAGAAGAAUAGGAACAAUCCAGCGGAAAAUUUGCUGAAAGCGGAGGGCACUCAUAAAUGGCGAACUGCAACAGUUGGAGAAACGAAUGCUACUGUUAUUUUGCAGUUUGAAAAGGCAAGCCAGAUCCACUCUGUUGAUAUUGGCAAUGAAGGAUCAGCUUUUGUAGAGGUCCUUGUAGGAAAGUCAACAUCCAGUUUAGAUUAUCAGGUCUUGUUAGUGUCAUCUUCUUUUAUGAAUCCUGCUGACAGCCGUAAUGGGACCAAUCGAAAUACUGUGCGCAUUUUUGGGCCAGACAAAUUGUCCAAACCUGCUGCCUUGGAGAAGUGGGACAGGGUGAAAAUAGUCUGUGCUCAGCCUUUUAACAAGACAUCUACGUAUGGAUUAUCAUUUAUCAAGUUUCACAGUCCUCCUGAUACCAAUAAGCCAACUGAGAAUGAAGGUGUCAAAAGACUGGGGGCUUUUGUAAUAAAGACUGAAGAAGAGGAAGAUGAUGACAUUAAGGUCGGCUCUUUGUUUUCAAACAGAGGACAAAUGGAUGUUACACCUGUUACACCUAAAGGCGCAGCAGCUGUAAGAGCUGCCUCUCGAGUAGCAGAAGAGACAAGGGCAAGAGCUAGAGACAGCAACUCAUCAGCAUCUGGGAGUCAGUCCUCCCCUAAAGUGCCUGCUGCUGCCAAACAAAGCACCUCCAAGACACCAGCUAAACAAUCCACUCUCACACCACCAGCUAAAGCUAGCCCUGGCAAGGGACGAAAUAAACACAUAAUGAGUGAUGAAGGAAGCGAUACAGAAGAAGAAACCAUUACCCCUCCCAAAACAUCACUGAAGCGAACGUCAACCACUGCAAGUUCACACUCACCUGAAACACCCCCACCUCUCAAGAAGAUCAAAACUGAACCUGCCAAAUCAUCACCAGUUAAAGAGUUUGGCAAGCUAAUGGACAAAGUUGUCUUUGUACUCAGCGGCUUUCAGAACCCAUAUCGUGCUGAACUGCGGGAGAAAGCCUUGGAGAUGGGAGCUCAGUACAGGCCAGACUGGGGCCGGGGAUGCACUCAUCUCGUUUGUGCUUUUACAAACACUCCAAAAUAUAAUCAGGUAAAAGGACAUGGCCACAUUGUGGACAAGGCAUGGAUACUGGACUGCUACAAGAAAAAGAAAUUACUACCCUGGCAGAGCUAUUCCAUGGUUGAUGCUGAAUCACCUGGUAGCAGCUCAGAUGAUGAGGCAAUACCUUCAAAACCAGUGCCUAAAAGAACAUCAUCUUCAUCCAGUAAAGGAAGUAGCAGCAGCAUACCCCAAUCAUCAGCACCAAACAAAAAGAUAUCCACUUCUAAUGAAUCAACUGGUCACUUAUAUGGAGAUGAGACAGAUUCUCCAGAUGAUACUGAUGAAGAAAUCAGGCGAGCAAAGGUCAAGGUUGCUGCGAAAAAGGCUAAAGACACAAAGGUUGAGGCUAAACAAGAGGAAGAGGUCAACGUUAAAAGGUUGCCUGUGAAGGACAGAGACACUUCUGAAGUAAAGAGAGAGGAAAAAGUAAACGCCACUCUUCAGCUGUAUGCAGACUCUACAGAUGAGGAUGAGCCAAACCUCUUUUCCUGUUCGACAUUGGCUGUUGAUGAUGAUAGUGGACAGGAGCAAGGAGCAGCAUCAGCAACCACAUCCUCUGCUUUCAACCACAGAACUCUUGCAGCAACAGUUCCAGUAGGUGAUAACGAAGAAUCUGCAGCCACAGUUUCUGUUGAUGAUGACUCCAAACCAGCCACAUCUGACACAGUUCCAAUUGAUGAUUUUGCUGAGGACAGUGAAAAGCGCAAGGGUACUGUUUCUGUGAAAGAGGAGAAUGAUGAAUCAGAUUCAGGGUUGCCAGACCUUCCUGACUUCUUCGAAAACAUGCACUUUUUCUUUUAUGGAAACUUUGAUCCUCAAGAGCGGCGACUGCUGGCUCGAUAUAUUGCAGCAUACAAUGGAGUUCUGGAAGAUUACAUGAACAAGCGGGUGAAAUAUAUCAUCACCUGUGAACGUUGGGAUGAUAAUUUUGAAGAGGCAUUGUUGGAGAACCCUGAACUGGUGUUUGUGAAGCCUAAAUGGAUCCACUCAUGCCAUGAAAAAAGCAAACUUGUUCCUUAUCAGUUAUUUGUGGUUGUGCCAUAAUUGUCUGCAGCAUCUAAUGUAUAUUGACACACAGGAAUUCCUGUUCUGUAAAUAGUUUUUUAUGGCAGCUCUGUGUAAGUGGAUGUGCACGAAUGUGUAUGGGCAUGCGUGCACCUUUUUGUGUGCUCAAGUAUAAAAGUGGUUGACUGAGAAUUUUAUUGACUGAAUGGCUAAUCAACUUAAGUUUGUAGCAAAUCAUAAAUUUUAGAUUUGAGACUAUAUUUAGAAAAUACAGCAUUAUUUUUUUCAAGCAUUAGGUCGGAAAAACAAAUGCCAGAGAAAAGAGCUAAAAUAUUGGUCCAGAUAUUUUAAAGAUUUUUAUCAAAAGCAUUAGUCUGCACCUAAGGCAUUUCAGAGGAUAAGUAAAUAAUAUUUUAGAACAAAGUUUUCUUUAUUUAGAAGUUUGAAAUUGACCUGAUAUGUUUGUUUACUGCAUUAUGUAAUGUGAUACAAAGAUUUAGUUUCAUUUACCAUAAUUCUUUUCUUCCAACAAAAUGUAUUUUUAAAGAUGUAAAGUCAUGUUUGCAUGUUUUCAUGAGAACCUGUGUGAAACAAAAACAUUUAAAACAGCUUCUUAUGCUUCAGUGUUAAUAGCAUAUCACUCACUGAUACUUGAUAUUUCAAUUAUUGUAGCAGAUUUUCUCCCUCAAAGAAAAUGAUAUAAUUACAGCUCUCUGUCGAUUCUGUC